Molecule: messenger RNA, 2645 nt
Organism: Solanum pennellii
Lineage: Eukaryota; Viridiplantae; Streptophyta; Magnoliopsida; Solanales; Solanaceae
Product: putative pentatricopeptide repeat-containing protein At3g15200
Molecular function (GO): protein binding
Source: RefSeq, a predicted model, not a curated record
AAUAAAAUAAUAAAACUAAGUCAAAAUUAUAAGUUAAUUAUGACUUGCUCUUGCUUCCAUUCCAAUAAAAGCUAUUUUCCCGGCGUUCCACCGGAAAGUUCAUCGGGAUGGCAACUAAAGAACUCUACCGGAGAAUUCAGCGUUUCUACAGUUUUCCCAAAAUGACGAGUCGCUUUCAUCGCCUAAUGCACACAAUAUCCGACGAAGAAAACUGCGCGUUAGAAGUGCAGACCCUUCUCAAGAAUAAAGCAGAUAAAUCGGUGAGUGACAUUUUUCAAUCUCUAAGUAAUUGCAAUUUCACAUUAUCUGAAGAUUUCNGAAAACUGCGCGUUGGAAAUUUCAUUCUAAACGUGCUUAAACGGCACCGUUCUGAUUGAAAACCAGCUUUUAUCUUCUUCAAAUGGAUAUUAGCAGGUGAAAAUCCAUGUAGGUAUUCACCAAAUACUGAAUCUUUUAAUAAAAUUCUCGAUAUUCUUGGUCGUAUGAGACGUUUUGAUGAACUCAACCAAGUGCUGGAUGAAAUGUCUAAGAGAGGAAAUUUGGUUAAUGAAAAAACUUAUGGUAUUGUGAUUAAUAGAUAUGCUACAGCUCAUAGAGUUGAAGAUGCAAAAGAGUUUUUCUAUAAGAGGAAAAAUUUUGGCUUGGAACUUGAUCUGAUUGCUUUUCAAACUCUUCUUGUGUGUUUAUGCCGAUACAAACAUGUUGAAGAUGCUGAAUUCUUGUUCUAUAAUAAGAUAAUUGAGUUUAAGGAUAACAUUAAAACUCGGAAUAUUAUUUUGAAUGGAUGGUGUGUUUUGGGGAAUUCACGAGAGGCGAAGAGGUUUUGGAAUGAUAUUGUGACUUCAAAAUGUAAGCCGGAUAAAUUUACAUAUGGGAUAUUCAUCAAUUCACUAUGUAAAUCCGGGAAAAUUAGCAGGGCGGUAGAGUUGUUCCAGACAAUGUGGGAAAAAGGGUGUAAGCCGGAUGUUGCAAUUUGUAAUUGUAUUAUUGAUGGAUUGUGUUUCAAGAAGAGGAUUCCCGAAGCCCUUGAGAUUUUCCAUGAAAUGAAUGAGAGAGACUGUUUACCUGACGUUGUAACUUAUAAUUCGUUGAUUAAGAAUUUAUGCAAGAUUAGGAGGAUUGAGAAAGUUUAUGAGCUUUUAGACGAGAUGGAAACGAAGGGAGAGAGUUGUUUGCCAAAUGCUAGAACUUAUGGUUACUUGUUGACUUCUGCCAAGACGCCUGAGGAAGCUAUUGGGAUUUUGGAAAGGAUGAAUGAAAACCAGUGUAAGAUGACUGGAGAUAUUUACAAUUUGUUGUUAAGGUUGUUUAUGAGCUGGGAUGAUCAAGAUAAAGUAAAGAGUACGUGGGAUGAGAUGGAGAGGAGUGGACUAGGACCCGAUCAACGAUCCUAUACAAUUAUGAUUCACGGUCUGUAUGAAGGGGGAAGAUUAGAGGAUGCUUUGUCUUAUUUUAAUGAAAUGAUAUUAAAGAGUAUGGUGCCCGAGCCACAGACGAACAAGUUGGUGGAUGUCAUGAACACGUUAAAGGAGAAAGGAAAGGAAUUGAAGAAGAUGGAAAUAACGAAAAAGGGAAGGAAGGCCAAGAAUACUGGUUAAUACAUGCUCAGCUAAUUAUUUUUUCUCUUGGCAUGCUAUUUGUUUACAUUAGAACUGAGAAAUACAAGCACUUGGAGGGGCUUCUCCGGAAUGCAAGCUAGCCAAGGUCAGGAAUUUUUUUGUUAUGUGCCUCACACGACUAGUGUAGUCAUGUGAGGCAUUUGUCUCAGAAAAAAGUGUACCAAAAAGUUUAAGAUUCCGGUCCACGUUUUUGUGAGAUAAAAAGAAGCCUCACACAGCUAGUGUCAAUCGUGUGGGGCACAUAAUAAAGUUUUUCCAAGGUUUGUCUUGGGCUCGGGAUUUAAUUAGUAUAAGCUAAUGGGAUCAUCUUACGAUAAAUAUCUCAUGAAAUGGCCAUGAGGAAUUUGGAGUGUGAUUUUGGCUUGUAACUAGUUUCCUGUGUUCUUAAGCUGAUACAGGUUGAAACAAACUUGGAGACACGAAAACUUGAUAGCAUUUCCCUCUUAUCAUGUCAUUUCUUAAAGCAAUGCACUUGUACAUAUUGGGUUUCUUACUUUGCAGGGUAUAUUUAUUGAGAAAACUGCUCUACAAUAUAACCCCACGUUGGAGAAUGGCGAUGUUUAGUUCUGGCCUCGAGUAGCAUGAUGAUUACAUAUAUUGAGUUGCAGAGCUGGUAAUUUCGAUUUUGGGGGUUGUCACAGCCUCACAGGUUCGUCCAUUCUAAUCCUUGAUGUGGUCGAAACCAGAAAAACUAACUUGUUUCAUUGUCCGUGACUCGUGUUUAUGAUGAGUUCACCAUAAUAUAAGACUCAGGUGAUAGAUUGUAUCAGUUCAAUGACGCCAGAAUCAAGGACAAAAUCUAGGUGGAGGUUGUAAAAAUUAGUUGAAGAAUGAAAGUAGUUCUGGAUACCAGAGACCAAGAAGUGGUGUUGUGUUGCAGGUGUAUUGUUUUAAUGAAUACUUUUUCUUGACGGCAGGCUAUCAAUGUCCCAAAAGUAUAACUGAGGAUAUCUGUCUGUCAAUUAUGAUAAUUCGAAAUAUAUUUGUUAUUUUUUCCUUGAAUAAAUUGAAUUGUUGUUCGUCAAA